AUGAGGCAAUCCCCAACUUACACAAGCACCACACCCCUGGACUUCGCCAACUCUUUACUUUUAAAGGAGCGCUCCGGCUCCUCCCGCCCUGCAGGGAGCGCUCCGGCUCCUCCCGCCCUGCAGGGGAGCGCUCCGGCUCCUCCCGCCCUGCAGGGAGGGCUCCGAGUCCUCCCGUCCUGCAGGGAGGGCUCCGGCUCCACCCCCUCCCACGCUGAUUGGAGGGGAUCUGGCUCCGCCCUCCGGUCCUGCAGUGUGCGCUCUGACUCCUCCUGUCCUGCAGGUUGCGCUCUGGCUCCGCACCGCCCGCUCUCCCGGCGUGUCCUCCGAGCGUCUCUUCUCAACUCGCCUCUGGGCCUCGCUUUGUCCGCCGCGUUGACGUCAGCGCUUCGCCCUGCCUCGCGGCGCCGGUCUCACCCCGACCCCUGGCUCCCCCAGCUCCGCGCCAUCGGGUUCGGGUAUCCUCCUCCGGGUCGGUCCUCCGAGCGGGACCUCUUGAUCCGACCGCUGCUCUUUGGUCAGGUGCCGGUCCCGCCCCCUUCCGGUGACGGACACGGCAGCCCCGGGGAGCUGAGUCUUGCCUGGACUGUCAUGAAGGAGAGGGAGAUGCCAGGCGCAGGCUCCAAACGUGCCGCGGCAGACCCUCCGCCGGGGCCUCCCGAGAAGUCAGCCAACCUGGAGGAAUCAGCGGGGAGCUCGGGAGCCAAGGUGGAGACCAUCAAACUGGGGAGCGACACAUCUACGGAGGAGCUCGACAUCCGGACUCUCCAGAACAAAAACCGGAAGCUUGCCGAAGUGAUCGAUCAGCGACAGACCAUCGAGGACGAGCUGAGGGAGCAGAUCGAGAAGCUGGUGAAACGGCAAGCAACAGAUGACGCCACCCUUCUCAUUCUGAACCGUUACUGGUGCCAGGACAGAGAUAGCACAGUGUUAGAUAUGGCAGAAAGCUGCGUCCACACCAUUCCCAUCGCAGGACAGGGACAGCACAGCGUUAGAUAUGGAGUAAAGCUACUUCUACUCUGUCCCCAUUCACACGCUCAGAGCACUGAGACAGCACAGCAUUAA
Rhincodon typus (whale shark) is the source of this 1062-nucleotide messenger RNA. RefSeq lists its product as uncharacterized. The transcript has 5 exons. The coding region runs from base 1 to 1062 and encodes 353 amino acids. Gene Ontology annotation, molecular function: ubiquitin protein ligase activity. NCBI's taxonomy places the organism in Eukaryota, Metazoa, Chordata, Chondrichthyes, Orectolobiformes, Rhincodontidae. Gene Ontology annotation, cellular component: HULC complex; nucleus. The record is from RefSeq and is a predicted model, not a curated record.